Raphanus sativus (radish) is the source of this 1734-nucleotide messenger RNA. RefSeq names its product BTB/POZ domain-containing protein POB1-like. The coding region runs from base 61 to 1734 and encodes 557 amino acids. Gene Ontology annotation, molecular function: protein binding. Gene Ontology annotation, biological process: response to red light. Gene Ontology annotation, cellular component: nucleus. NCBI's taxonomy places the organism in Eukaryota, Viridiplantae, Streptophyta, Magnoliopsida, Brassicales, Brassicaceae. The transcript has 6 exons. The record is from RefSeq and is a predicted model, not a curated record.
UCUAGUUUUCGAAAUUAACUAACUAACGACCAUCAAAGUUUAACCCUUUCACUGAUUCCCAUGAACCUACCUGUACGUCGAGGCAAUGUGUUUGACAUGUUCGAGCCCCUCGAGGACCAGAUGGACCUACUUGAUGACACCCCCCAUCACGACUCCUCCUCCGAUGAAGAAGAAGAAGCAGACUUCGGAUUCGCUUUCAACGACAGCAACUUCUCCGAUAGGUUGCUUAGGAUCGUGAUCAUGGAAAGAGGAUCCUCCUCCCACGCUGGAGGGUGUGGUGGGAGUAUCGCUGAUUGGGCUCGUCAUCGCAAGAGGAGAAGAGAUGAUACUAUCAAGAAUGAACCUGACGUUGUGGAGGGUGCUGCUGAGGAGCAGGUUUUGACUGAUAUGGUUGAAGGCGAGGCUAUGAUUGAAGAGGCUUCAUCAGGUGAUGAGGAUGAUGCAACUAGUGCGCCAACCUGGGAGUUGGAGUCCUCCGACCCCCAGGUUGCGAAAAGGGUUAGAGAACUUCAUAUUAGUUCUCCUAUCUUAGCUGCCAAAAGCCCUUUCUUUUACAAGUUGUUCUCUAAUGGAAUGAUGGAAUCUGUGCAAAGGGAGGCCACUCUUGUAAUUAAUGCAUCAGAGGAAACUGCUUUGAUGGAGCUUUUGAACUUUAUGUAUACCAAUGCGGUGUCUGUCACCACACCACCUGCAUUGUUGGAUGUGCUAAUGACUGCUGAUAAGUUCCAAGUUGCCUCUUGCAUGAGGCACUGCUCUAGACUUCUCCGCAAAAUGCAUAUGACUCCCGAGUAUGCCCUGCUUUACCUCGACCUUCCCUCUACUGUUCUGAUGGCUGCAUCUGUUCAGCCUUUAACCGAUGCUGCAAAACUCUUCCUUGCUUCUCACUACAAGGAUAUUACCAAGUUUCAAGAGGAGUUGAUGUCUCUGCCCUUGGCGGGAAUCGAGGCGGUUAUAUCAAGCGACGAACUCCAAGUUACAUCAGAGGAUGCAGUUUACGAUCUAGUCUUGAAAUGGGCAAGAGCGAAGUACCCUUCGUUGGAGGAGCGAAGAGAGAUUCUCGGGGCACGCCUCGCACCUUCCAUCCGCUUCCCUUUCAUGACAUGCCGUAAGCUGAAGAAGGUACUGGCAUGCAUCGACUUCGAGCACGAGGUAGUAUCAAAGCUCGUUCACGAAGCGCUUUUCUUCAAGGCGGAAGCCCCGUACAUGCAACGCAGCUUAGCCGCGGAAGAAUCAGCCUCAGUGCACCGCCGCCUCGUAGAGAGGGCUUACAAAUACAGACCGGUCAAAGUACUCCAGUUCCAGAUCCCUGAGACGCAGUGCGUGGUCUACCUAGACCUGAAAAGAGGAGACUGCAGAGGAAUGUUCCCUUCGGGGAGAGUCUAUUCUCAGGCCUUUCACUUCGCCGGUCGCGGGUUCUUCCUCUCGGCGCAUUGCAACCUGGACCAGCAGAGCUCGUUCCAUUGUCUCGGGCUGUUCCUAGGGAUGCAGGAGAAAGGGACGGUGAGUUUUGGAGUGGACUAUGAGUUCUCGGCCAUGUCAAAGCCGUCUGAGCUGUUCAUAAGCAAGUCCAAAGGGAACUACACGUUCACUGGAGGAAAAGCAGUUGGGUACAGGAACUUGUUUGGGAUUUCAUGGUCGUCUUUCGUUGCAGAGGAUAGUCCUUACUUCAUCGAUGGCGUUCUCCGUCUCAAAGUUGAGCUUACCAUCAGAAGUUCUACAGAUCAUCAUCACUGA